Molecule: messenger RNA, 2043 nt
Organism: Closterium sp. Naga37s-1
Lineage: Eukaryota; Viridiplantae; Streptophyta; Zygnematophyceae; Desmidiales; Closteriaceae
Source: the annotation of a GenBank genome assembly
AUGUUCGGUAUCACCUACGCCACGCCAGCUUCUAUCGCGUACGCGGAAGCCGAAUCAGCGGCUGCGGCGGCGGCGAUUGCGCAGGAGGAUCGCGGAAGAGGAGACGAUGAGAUAGGAGAGCACGGAAGAUUGGAAGGCGGCAGGGGUCUAGAGGAACGGAGAGCGGAAGGCGGGAAUGGUGACGACGAGCCUCCCUUGGAAUUGCCGCUCCGAGUGUACCUUUAUCCGCUGCCCGCCGCCUUUAACUUCGGACUACUCCAGGCAAGCCCCCCGCAUCCCACGCAUACCUUCCUCAAUGCCAAGUAUUCCUCGCAUUCCGCACUCCUCCGCAUUCCCCGACAUCCCCAGGUUCCCCCCAUGCCCCGCUUCCCCGCAUACCCCCACAUCCCCCGCCUCUCCGGCCCCUUCCGCCUUGUGAGCCGCUCCUGGCCAACCCUCUCACCCUGCCGGCUCAUGUCCCUCACUUCCCCAACGGUCCUUCCUCGCUCGUUUCGCCUCAUAUUCUUCCUGGCUUCUUUUGCGCUCCUGCAUUCUCUCCCACGCUUUGCUCGCUAUCAACCUGUGCCCUCACGAGACAGCCAGGCGCAGUGGAAUGUGGGGUGUCGUCUCGACAUUCUCGCACGCCACGGCGUGCCUCCCUCGUGGAACUUCAACGCCUCUUCCUCCUCCUCCGCCUCCUCCGCCUCCUCCUCCUCCUCUUCCUCCUCUUCCUCGUCGCUCGUCGCGUCAGCAGACGACGAUGCUGACGGGGACGGCGACAACUCGCUAGACCAAGCCGCAGCCGCCACAUUCAGGGCAGAAGAAGCAGAAGCAGUAGCAGUAGCAGCAGAUGGGGAAAGAGUAGCGGCGGGCGAAGGCGACAUCGACGCCAUGAAGGGCGUGCAUCUGCCGAUGCUGGAGCAGACGGACGGGCUGGCGAGGCUGUCAGGGUGGUCCGAGGAGGCGGUGGCGGUGGCGGUGCCGUGCUACCACAACUUCCCCUACUACUGGCAGCACAGCGUCGAGUACUACAUGACUCUCUCCCUGCUCUUCGGUGCGUCCCUCCCUGUGUGCCUGGGGUCGGAGGCGGUGGUGCGGGUGGAGGAGCCGUCACACGCGGACGUGGUGUUCCUGCCCUACUUCUCCACGCUCGCCUUCCGCCUCAAGGCCAGUGCGCGGCUGAACGCGCAGCUACUGCCAGUGCUACCGCGCAUGGCCACUCAUCCGCUGCUCAUGCCCGCCGUGUACCCGGUCACAUUCGCCAAUGCUUCCCGGGACCUGCUGCAGCCCGUGAGGAAGCUGGCUGUGGACCUCGACAUGUACCCGCCCAUGGACGCGGACCCACUGAUUGAUGUGGUGGUGCCGUACGCUGCUCUGGUGCCCGCUUACGCUGAUGACCCGGGGUCGUGGCAGCAGCGCCCCACGCUGCUCUACUUCCGUGGCAACAAGUGGCGCGCUGGCCAUGCUGAGGGCCAGGCAGUGCGGAGGGCGCUAGCAGAGGUGCUGGUGGGGCAGAGGGGCGUGGUGUUUGAGGCAGCACUGGCGAGCGAUGAGGAUAAUAUCAUGGGGGCUGCGGGGGGCCUCCGGCGAGCCAAGUACUGCCUCUCCCCUGAAGGUGACACCUCGUCCAGCUGUCGCCUGUACGACAGCAUCCUAUCGGGGUGCAUCCCAGUGGUGGUAUCAGACAGCAUCGAGCUGCCCUUCGAGGACGCCUUAGACUACUCCUCCUUCGCCCUCUUCGUCCCCACCGCCCUCGCUCUCCGCCCCGGCCACCUGCUUGAGCUGCUUCAGGGGCAGAGCCGCGCACAGUGGCAGCGCAGAUGGUCCAACAUGCGCCGGCUGCGCAAGCACUUCGAGUUCUCAUCACUGCCCGAGCCGGGGGGAGCGGAGGACACAGUGUGGAGAGCAGUGUCAAGGCGCAUGAGGGGCAGCACGGGGAGUGCAGGGGCGCAGCGCAACAGGCGGCAGCGCCUGCGGCUGCUGCUGCGGCAGCUGGCACACUACGGGCUGAAUGCCUCGCACCUGCAGCAGCCAGUGCACUUGCGCCCACCUGUGCACUUGUAG